Molecule: messenger RNA, 1452 nt
Organism: Austrofundulus limnaeus
Lineage: Eukaryota; Metazoa; Chordata; Actinopteri; Cyprinodontiformes; Rivulidae
Gene: bub3
Product: BUB3 mitotic checkpoint protein
Exons: 8
Coding region: 161-1141 (326 amino acids)
Molecular function (GO): protein binding
Source: RefSeq, a predicted model, not a curated record
CAGCGUUUUCCGUGCAGAAGCUAAGCAGCUACAAGCCACCGCUUGGCUUCUAGCGCUUUUCAAGCUUCAUAUUUUCUAUUUCGUCGCAUAUAGAGGAAAAAUACUCGGCGUUGUGAAGUUAUCACAUCAAUUUACGUUCUUACGAUAUCAAACAGAGACGAUGACAGGUUCAAACGAAUACAAGCUUAACCAGGGACCAGAGGAUGGCAUCUCUGCUGUCAAAUUCAGCCCCACCACCGCCCAGUUCCUCCUGGUCUCCUCCUGGGACUGCACGGUUCGUCUUUAUGAUGUCGGGGCAAACACCAUGCGGAUGAAGUACCAGCACACAGCUCCAGUUCUUGACUGCGCUUUUUAUGACCCAACACAUUCCUGGAGUGGAGGCUUAGAUUCACAGUUAAAGACUCAUGAUUUGAACACAGACCAAGAUACAAUUGUUGGAACACAUGAUGCCCCCAUUCGUUGUGUGGAGUACUGCCCCGAAGUUAAUGUCAUCGUAACAGGCAGCUGGGACAGAUCAGUUCGACUGUGGGACCCACGAACACCCUGCAAUGCUGGCACCUUUAGUCAGCCUGACAAGGUUUAUACGCUCUCUGUGGCCGGAGACAGACUGAUUGUUGGCACAGCAGGAAGGCGAGUGCUGGUGUGGGAUUUGAGAAACAUGGGCUACGUACAACAAAGAAGGGAGUCCAGUCUAAAGUAUCAGACCCGCUGCAUACGAGCCUUUCCUAACAAACAGGGCUAUGUCUUGAGUUCAAUCGAGGGACGUGUAGCUGUGGAGUACCUGGACCCUAGCCAGGAGGUGCAGAAGAAGAAAUAUGCCUUCAAGUGCCACCGGCUGAAAGAGGAUGGAAUCGAGCAAGUCUACCCUGUCAAUGCCAUUUCAUUUCAUGGCAUUCACAACACCUUUGCCACAGGUGGCUCAGAUGGCUUUGUGAAUAUCUGGGACCCRUUCAACAAAAAGCGCCUGUGUCAGUUCCACCGGUACCCGACCAGCAUUGCAUCGCUGGCUUUCAGCAACGACGGCACAAUGCUCGCCAUCGCCUCCUCCUACAUGCACGAGAAAGGGGAUAUCAGCCACCCCGAGGACGCCGUCUUCAUUCGCCAGGUCACAGAUGCUGAGACGAAGCCCAAGUCAACCUGAAGUGGUCUGGGUGUCAGAGCAUGUUUCACCACCAUGCCAGGAUUAUCUGCUGGUAUCGAGUGUACCAUUAGUGUACAGUUUUCUGUCUUUUUCUUUUUCUCCUAUUUUUACUGAUGUUUAACACGUUCUCUAUCUUUUUGGUUGAUGUGAAAUAUUUAAUUGUUUCAGUCUUUUGCCUUUUUGCUAUGUAUUGACACUCUGAGUCCUUUUUUAAACAUUACACAACUGCUAUCCUCAGAUCAGUGUUUUGAUACUGAUAAAUGGCUGAAGUUGAUACUUUCCUGGUAAUAAAAAUGUUCUUGUAAACACUG